This is a messenger RNA of Actinia tenebrosa (Australian red waratah sea anemone), 5612 nucleotides long. RefSeq names its product arf-GAP with coiled-coil, ANK repeat and PH domain-containing protein 2. Gene Ontology annotation, molecular function: GTPase activator activity; protein binding. The record is from RefSeq and is a predicted model, not a curated record. Gene Ontology annotation, cellular component: cytoplasm. Lineage: Eukaryota; Metazoa; Cnidaria; Anthozoa; Actiniaria; Actiniidae.
UGGUUUGAUAAGCAGUCUUGAAAGCCUAGUCCAGUAUUUUAAGGAAGAUGCUCUUGUUAAGCAAUCUCUGCAAAAAUUCCAGUAUGUGUUGGGAGAGCUGAAAAGUUAUUUCUUGACCCUGUUGGACCAAACCCAACGAUCUGUGACAUCAACUUUGCAUCAUUUUGUGAAAGAGGAUAUCAAGAAGGUGAAGGACACCAAAAAGCUUUUUGAUAAGAUUAGUGAUGACCUGGACAAUGCUUUAGGUAAACAUGCUGCUUUACCAAGAACCUGUAAAACUCAAGAGGCUGAAGAGGAUAAAAACAUAUUGACAGCAAUGCAAUCUUGCUUUGAUCACAUUUCAUUAGAUUAUGCUUUUCAGAUUAAUGUCUUACAAUCACGAAAAAGGAUAGAGGUGCUGGAYACACUAUCCAAGCUUGUUCAGGCUCAUUCCACAUACUAUCACCAAGGACAUGACCUCAUGAAUGAUCUGGAAUCAUACAUGAAAGAACUGAAUGAUGAGCUUGAUGGAUUAUCUAUUCAGUUUAUGGUCGAUAAGAAGGAAAUGGAAGAACGACAUACUCUAGUACRAAAAAGGGAUGCAUCACAAAAAUAUGAAAAGACACCAGACCACCCUGGAGAGGUGGUAAUUGAAGGGUACUUGUUUAAAAGAAGCAGUAAUGCCUUUAAGACUUGGCAAAGUGUGCUGGAAAUGCACCAAAAUAGCAAUGGUGAUGAACAGACAGUUCUAGCAGAAGAUCUGAGGCUGUGUAUUGUGAAAGCCAACUACGAGAUGGAGAGAAGAUUUUGUUUUGACAUUGUAUCACCUACUAAGGUGUGGUGUUUACAAGCUGAUUCGGAUCUCAUAAGAGAUGAUUGGAUAAAUACACUGCAGGCCAGUAUUAAUAAAGCCUUCAAUACUGCAGCUCCUGAUUCUGAAAGUGAGGAUGAAAUGCUUAAACCUAACAAGAAAAGUAAAAGUAUUGAUUCUUUAGACAUGGUAGCACCUCCUCCAAGUAUUCUAAAUGCAGUAAGAUCACUACCAGGAAAUGAGACAUGCGCUGACUGUGGACACCCUGAUCCAAAAUGGGCAAGUGUCAACCUUGGUAUUGUUCUUUGUAUAGAGUGUUCUGGCAUACACAGGAGUUUAGGUGUUCAUGUGUCUAAAGUAAGAUCUCUAACCCUAGAUGCUUGGGAACCAGAACAUCUCAAGUUAAUGUCGGAGCUUGGAAAUUCAUUGAUCAACUCAAUUUAUGAAGCAAAAGCCGAAGCAAGCAAGAAGAAGAUUAAUCAGACCAGCAAUAGGAGUGAUCGUGAAGCAUACAUCAAAGCAAAGUAUGUUCAACACAAAUUCGUCUYUUUGGAUACUUUCUUACGGACUUGCAAUCGAUUAGAUGGUAGCAUAAUUAAAAAUCUGGCUCGGAUGAAAGUGUAUCAUGACCAAAAGAAUGCUUCCAAYAAAACAUCUCAAGGGAUUGAAAGAUCAGAUUCUACUGUAAAUAAGAUUUUAAAGAUGACACAUGGGAUUAAAAAGUCAUUUAAUAAAGCUGAUAAACUGGAAAGAAAGAGAAGUAACUCGACAGAUGUUACUAGUGAUCACUCUAGCGGCGGCUUUGGUGGAAGCCCGAAAACAGAACCAAGAAAAAGAACCGAGAGUACCACUAAGUCUUCUGACAAGAAAAAAACAGGAAUACUAAAAACCAUAUCAAAAGGGAAAAAGGAUUUCGACUCUUUGUUAAAUCGGAGAAAAAGUGAUGCAACCUUGGAGAAUGAUGUUAGUAAAGCGAGCAGUAAAGCAAAUGUGAAAACAACUCUUAARAAUUCUGAGAUUGAAAGGAUUGCUCAUGCAGAUUCUAGUGAGAAACUAGAUGAAAUACAUGUAGAUGCUUUUGAAUAUGAUCCUAGUAAAGAAAGUGCCAACACUACAGAUGACUUGAACCUUUCUUCAGCAGCUGAUUCAGAACUAAAUCAUUCUCAAGAGUYGUGCGGCAGUCCUUCAAUUCCGCUUGCACGGCCGGAAACUUCAAUUAGUGAGGAUAUAGGAUCUGGAAGAGAUUCACCAAGGACUUGGGCAACUAAAGUUCUAGCAGAACAUUCGCUUGAUGGGGAUGAUCAGCGUACCAAGUCAGAGUCAACGGAUUCUGUUUUGAGUGAUGAAGGUGUGGCUUCUGUGAGUAGUGAAGAUACUCAGGGUGUUCAAUCCCCUGAUGAUGAUAGAGAAGAUGCAUUGUAUCGAGAUGAUCUGGAGAAAGCAAUUGAAGUACUUAAGAUCUUACAUCCAAAUCAGCUCUUGUACAAAGCUGCAGAAUGGAAAAGUAUUCCUUUAAUGGUGGCAGCCUUUGCAGAAGGUGCCAAAGCAAACUGGAUCAACGAAGAUGAUGACAGUAAGCUGGUUCUUCAUCAGUCAGUACUGGGUGGYUCGUUAACAGCAAGUGAAUACCUUCUCCAAAAUGGUGCUAAAAUCGACCUUAGGGAUGGCCGAGGAAGAAGUGCUCUACAUUAUGCAGCUCUGUUUGGCCAAACAGGGUGAUGUAACGUUCACCGAUGUGUUCAGAGAUUUCUCCAACAUGGCUUCAACUAAUCCUGAUAUCUUGAGAAGAAAUUUUAAUGCACCAACAAACAGUCAAGACCCUGAUAGACAGACCAGUCUAUGACGAACUUGGAAAUAUAAUUAACAUGAUUCUCAAAAAUAAGAUGAUUUACACCAUAUAGUGGAUGGCCUUUCAUAUAGUCCAGGCUUGCUCAUCAGUUAUUGUACAGGGCCGGGUAGUUCCAAGCUGGAUUAGCGCUAAUCCAGGAUUAACUCUAUAGGUCUUGUUAAGAGUUAACCCAGGAUUAGCACUAAUCGGGCUUUAAACAACUGGGCCCUCGGCUUAAAAUAAUGACCUGUCAAUCAUCAGCCAUGAUCACUCGCUCAAGGUUAAAAGGGGUUUUUAAUAGAAGCAGUCAGCCGGCAAAUCUCAUCAGGUAUUUAACAUAUCUUGAACUUGCUGCCUAUUUUGAUUAAUUCCCCAAAAGUUAGGGGAAAAUGUGAGAAAAAUUCUCUUGCUGCUCCCCACCUAUUCAUUAGGUUUUGCCACUUACUUCAACUGGUAUUGAAAACCUUGUGUUACUGGUCAUGGUUAUUGACCAUCAGAGCAACAAUUUGACCAAACAAGGUCCAAUUGUGACUGGAUAUUGUCUGAUGACUGGCCGUUGUUUAAGCACCUGUGGAACACUUUCUUCUAGAAAAUAGAGACCUUAAGCAUCAGCAACACCACUGCAAUAAAAUUCAGUAUUGCGGCUCUUGCAGCAACAACUUAGUUAUGAACCCUGUUAAUUAAAUGUCAAAAGUUUUACAUUAUUUUAAACGUCUAACGUCAAACUGCAGUUAUUAAACUCAUUAAUAAUUCAUGAGGAAAACGCAACAGAAAUCAUGACUGUGAAGAGUUUUGUAAAUCAGAUCCAGAAUCCUAUUCAUKUGCAUAAACUUUAAGAUGGAUUUUCUUGGCCAGAUUCACUUUUAUCUUGAAAAUUUUCGCGAAAUACAAAAGAACUAACCUAGACGUUUGAUAAGUAAUCUACAGUAUUCGUGUCCGUGUUGUAUCCGAUAUACAAACUCUCGGCUACGCCUCGAGUUUGUGUAUCUGAUACAACAUGACUACUCAUACUGUAUAUAUUACUAAGAUACUUGAGGUUGGCAGUAGCUAGCAAAAAGGUUGUGCUAAAGGUCUCUUAUAUUUAUCUAUUCCUCCAGCACUUCAGUGUCUGUGAGAUGCGCUUGGGGGUAUUUCACUAUGUUUUUGGAUUUAAAUAUUGAGAAUCUAAUGUCAGUAUCAAGUAAGUAUGAAUGAUGUUUUCUGAUCUUCUGAACUACUUGAUAUUCUAUUGAAAUAAUUAUACUCUCUAUGCAGUAUGAGAGUUCACACCAAUCAGUAAUUAUUAAUAAUAAUAAAUUUGUAAUUAUGAAUAUUAUUGCAUAUUUUUUCUGAUAGCUAUUGUAUGACAGACAUGUAUAUCUGCAAAUAAAGAAGUUACAAUUUAGGAUUUAUCUUUUAAGAAAAUUUGCCAUUAUUUUAAUUAGUCUCAUAGCAAAAUGUGCUUUAAUUUGCAAUGCUUGCCUUUGUAUUAAAUACUUGGGAAGUUUUCAAUAUCAUCAUAGUAGUGCAAUGUGUAGUUCCAAAAAUUAUCCUUACCCCCCUCACGGAGGAAUUUUUUUAAGACACCCCCUAACCCCCCAGAAAUUCAAAUUUUCUUCCAUACAAACUCUGUAAUUUUUGUUCUUUCUCUGACCCCCCUACUCUUCGGAAAUUCCAAAUUCCUCUGUGGGGUGGGUAUGGAAGAUUUCUGGAACUACACACUCCUUUUAAUACAUUAUUUUGCAGGGCUUAAAUCAAUGGCCAUCCAGUUGCCAGUAUAGAUGACGUCCAGCUAAAUGUGCUUUCCUUGGCCAUACUUUGUUUCUGGUUCUACAUUACCUGGUCAAAAUGACUGGCAAGGCAAAGAUUUAACCAGACAAGCUCCAAUACCCCAWUUUACAGUUCYGUUCCAAGCCUAGGCUGGAGUUUCCGCGCAUGAUAAAAAGUAUAGUUUUGCUAUGCGCGGAAACUGCAGCCUCGACUUGCAACUAGUAUUAUUCGUGGUCACUCGAAUGGAGCUGUAAAAUGGAGUUUUCUGGCUGGACAUUGCCCUAUUUUAAGCCCUGUCUAGAUAAUAAUGUAACAGCUGUUUGAUAUUUUUUUACUUCCAAACGAUGUCUCAAUGGUGGUGUUUAUGAGAAUUUAAAUAUUGAUCAUAUUCUUGUGCAGUUUUGAUUUUAUAAGAAUGCAUGAGAUAUUUAUUAAUGUUCAAAUAAUUAUGGUAUACAAAAACCAAAUCAAUCAUAAAAACUAUUUUGAUUUCAACUACACGGUGAUAUUUAAAAAAUCUCUGGAAUGCAUUAAAAAAAUUUUUUUUACUAAGCAGGCCAGUCUUGCUUUUUAGUCUUUCUUUCUCCUUCAAGUGGGCUGCCUGCAUCAUAAUUUUGGUUAGCUAAAYAAAACUAAAUGAGCCACCAAAAAUGAAAAUGCUGUAAACUAUGUAAGCUAGAGCCUGUUUCGAUCAGCAACAACUUUGUGGCUUUUAUUAGCUAAGCAUAGAGUGAUUCUAUUUUUACCCAAAGCUUCUACUGUAGUUCUAGUUACUGUAGUAGUGAUAGCUAUUUUUAAAUUUAAAACAAUUAGAUCUAGACCUGCGAGGCAAAAGCCCAUGAGGCCAACAGGUGAAAUGGGCUAUUACAGCCAUUCUCAAUCACACGCCCUCUUGCGAUUUUUCUGUCGCGACGAAGGUUUUGGUGGACGUCAAUCACGUUUCCAUUGCUUGUCGGAAAACACAAAGCUAUAGGGGCAUGUGCCUAUAGAAUGUCAUGGAAAUGCCAUGAUUGACAUCCACCAAAAGCUUAUACUUCGUCGCGAAAGAAACAAUCGCUAGAGCGGUGCAUGUGAUUGAGAAUGGCUGUAACUUGUAGACUUUCAGGGCAAGAGGUUUAAUUAUUGUUUUAGUCUAAACCUAGCAAUCAAUCAAAUAAAUUGAUUUUWAAAAAAAUUGAAAUUAGGUUGGCGUAAGUUAACGAAAUCAUUUAUGAUGAGUAAUAAAAAAAUUUUUUUGAUCAGGAA